Messenger RNA from Lampris incognitus (smalleye Pacific opah), 1930 nucleotides. RefSeq names its product emerin (gene emd). The coding region runs from base 108 to 671 and encodes 187 amino acids. The transcript is spliced from 7 exons. The record is from RefSeq and is a predicted model, not a curated record. NCBI's taxonomy places the organism in Eukaryota, Metazoa, Chordata, Actinopteri, Lampriformes, Lampridae.
UUCCGUCCUGCCGUUCACCGUCUACUGGAUUCCAUGUGAAUACAGCAUAAACAAGAAGAUUCCUGUUUUAAACCCGUGAUUUCAGAAAGGGAGUCGAGUCAAAAACCAUGUCUGUAUUGGGCAAUAAGUCUUACCAGGAAAUAAGCGAGCUGCUUGAUUAUUAUGGGAUAAAGCAUGGACCUGUGGUCGAUUCCACCAGAGGUCUCUAUGAAAAGAAGUUGAAAGAGGCCAUGACCAAAGAGAGAAAACCUAAAACAUCCCCAGACAAAACCUACUACAGAGAAGAAGAGGAGGAAGUCACCUAUUAUACCUACAGACCACCUAUCACAGUUGAUAGUUCAAGAGACAGGGGACCGUACAUGAGGUCGAGGCCGGAGUAUGCUGAGAGGGCGUUUGAGGAUGAGAAUUGCUAUUCAGGAACAGGACUUGACUAUAGCAGAAGGGAUUUUGUGGAUGAGCCAUACAUCAAUGAUUCGACAUCCACUUACAGAAACGUCUCUUCACAACCAGCACCUGUGAGAUCCGGUGGCGAUGCUACACAGACAAAUUCUUCCCGUCUCAUCCCGCUCUGGGUUCAGUUUGUGGUUUUCCUGGCUGUGGCAGCUUUUCUCUACUUUGUCUUCUCCAACAUGGAGUCGGCACACAGCGAUCCUUUUAAAAGAGUCAAAUGAUUUUUAUGUGUAUUCAGGGCUAUUGUCAUACUUAAUUGCAUAUUUUAAUUUAAGGUGUAUGUUUGCCACCUACUUCUAUUUUAGCCUUUUCUGAGGAAGAUUGUUUUAUAAUAUACAAGUGCUGUUUUUACCUUGUUGCUUUAAAAAUACAUGCAUUAUCCACACCUAGCUGUAGCAUGACGCAGCCCUGCCAUAAAAGGAGCGGCUGUAACCUGUAAGUAGCAGACUGUAGAGUUUGCCUUAUUCAUACCAUCUUUCAUCUUAUUUGUAAAAUUCCCUCCUAUAAGUUCAGAAAAUUAGUUCAAGAGACAAACCUUGGAAAUAAUCAUCUGACUGCAGUUUUUUAAUUUUUGUAUUCAAAUAAGCUAUUUUACUGUAAAGAAAAAGACCCAAAUUCAGGGAUAUGUGCCCGUAUCCCCAUAACAUCACCAAAAGUACUCUCACCGUGUGUAGUCAUUUUUUCUCAUGACAUCAGUCAUGGCUCUCUUCAUAGGAUUCAAGACUUGUUCUUGUUCAGUUUAUGAAAAAGGAUUAAUAAAUACAAUUUCCAGUGGAUUUUUACUUUGAUUGCUAAUACAAAGGCUUUUUUGAAUUGCUUUGUAAAAUGCAUCAUUACAUAUAGUUCACCCAAGUCUCGACGAGCCGUUUGAGUUACUGAAAUAACCCAAUUGUAGUUGCUGGCCAGCCAUAAGGCUAAUUCCCAAGCAUAUUGGAGAGUAUCUUUUUCUGGAUUUUAUGGCGGAACUUUUUGGAUGUAUUUGUUACUUUGUAAGUCUUCAGUGCUUGUUAGGUAGUUAUGGACAUUUAUGGUGGUGUCUAUAAAAUGUUCCAUUUCCAAUGCUAUGUUCUUGCUUUCUUUCACCACAAACUUGGAAGCCUUUUCGGCUUUUGCAAAUUUAAGAUAUUCAUUUGUAAUUGAUAAUCUUCAACUUUUAUCAUCAAAUUCUUUUGUAUUGUCAAGAUUCAAAAUAAAAAAACCACUUUAUAUGUACAAUUUGGAAAAUUGUCAAGUCAGUUAUUGCCUGAAAUUAACCUACUACUACUACUACGACUACUUUUGGCUGCUCCCGUUAUGGGGCCACCAUAGCAGAUCAUCUGUUCCCAUCUCUUCCUGUCCUCUGCAUCUUCCUGUAAGGCCAGCCACCUGCAUAUCCUCCCUCACCACAUCCAUUCAUUUGUAAUUGAUAAUCUUCAACUUUUAUCAUCAAAUUCUUUUGUAUUGUCAAGAUUCAAAAUAAAAAAACCACUUUAUAUGUACA